Messenger RNA from Penicillium cinerascens, 948 nucleotides. Its product is annotated as Mob1/phocein family protein. Gene Ontology annotation, molecular function: protein kinase activator activity. The transcript has 4 exons. The coding region runs from base 1 to 948 and encodes 315 amino acids. The record is from RefSeq and is a predicted model, not a curated record. Lineage: Eukaryota; Fungi; Ascomycota; Eurotiomycetes; Eurotiales; Aspergillaceae. Gene Ontology annotation, biological process: positive regulation of protein phosphorylation; cell division; signal transduction. Gene Ontology annotation, cellular component: cytoplasm; nucleus.
AUGGCCACUUUCUUCCAGAGCGUUCGCCAAGGGUUUGGCAGGGGAGGAAACAACAAGAACCCUCCUAAGAGCCCCGCGCAAGCUCCUGUUCCCCAGGGCGCCAUGUCCAACUCGCACUCGAUGUCCAAUAGCUUGUCCAUUGAAGGUCUCACCGCCAAUGAUCCCGAUUCCCCCAAGUACUUCUUCCAAGAGAAGUACGCCCCGUUGAAUGUGAGGGGUAAUUUCUUGACCCUGUGUGCUUGUCCGAAGAAUGUGGAGCUUGGCGAGUGGCUGGCUCACCAGAUUGUUGAACAAUAUCGUCUGCUCCACGGCAUGCUCCAGGUCAUCCAGGAGGUGAACGGUGUCACCGGGUUCCCAAUUUGCAAUGAGAGCACAUGUCCCACAAUGUCGGCCGGACGGUUGACCUACACCUGGCUUGUGGACGGCCGCGCAGCUAAGAUCUCCGCUCCCAAAUUCAUCAACCGCGUCGAGAAGUGGAUCGUCAGCAAGAUUCAUGACCCCGUCAUGUUCCCCACCGAGAAGGUGGUCGGUACCCCCGAAACCUCCUCCAUUAAAGACGCCGCCGCUGCCAUCGGAGCUCCUCCCGCUACCCCUACAGACCCCUCCAAUCCGACCGGAUCGAAUGGAAACCCGGAUGAGUGGAUCGGAAAAUCCAGUGGAUUCCCGCAGACCUUCUACAAGGACUGCCAGGGUAUCAUGAAGCAGAUGUUCCGCUGCUACGCGCAUCUGUACCAUGCCCACUGGCUGAACCCCUUCUGGCACAUCAACAAGCACGACAUCCUGAACAUGUGCUUCGUACACUUUGUCACCGUCGCCAAGUACUACCAGUUGGUCUCGGACAAGGAGAUGGAGCCCAUGCAGCCUCUGAUUGACCUGUUCAUCAAGCAGCAGAGGGUUCCUCCGGAAGCUUUGAACGGUGGCCACUGGGCCCAGCAGCCUACCAACUAG